Molecule: messenger RNA, 1056 nt
Organism: Bombyx mandarina (wild silkworm)
Lineage: Eukaryota; Metazoa; Arthropoda; Insecta; Lepidoptera; Bombycidae
Biological process (GO): DNA integration
Molecular function (GO): nucleic acid binding
Source: RefSeq, a predicted model, not a curated record
AUGACUGUAGAGCUACCCGAUGACAGUCGUUUUUCCCGAUACUGGAGACUUAUCAGGAGCACCGCUUGGUUUAUGCGUGCAGUACACAACUGGAUGCACAAGAGUAGCAAGCGACACGGUGAGUUGACAGCCGACGAAGUUAAAGUAGCGGAGCUAAUCUGGAUUAGAGAAAGCCAAAGACGAAUGUUCUCAGACGAUAUAGAAAGUGUCAAGAAAACCGGACAAGUGAAGCGAGAUUCUCCGCUCCGUCAACUUACACCAUUUUUAGACAAGGACGGCAUCCUCCGUGUUCGUGGGAGGAUCUGCAGAGCAGAUGGUGAUAACGAUUUCAGGCACCUUAUAAUUUUGAAUCCAAAAGACAGAUAUGUGAAAUUACAACUUAUGCAGUAUCACGUGGACUCAGCACAUAAUGGACGCGAACGUGUGCUGCAUGAAGUGAGACGACGAUUCUGGAUAAUAAAUGGACGUAAUGCAGUAAAAAUGACAUGGAAUGACUGUCAGUUCUGCAAGAACAGUCGUGCGAAGCCCUCGCCACCAGUCAUGGCUGAUUUACCAGAUGUUAGAUUGAAGGAGGUCAGUCGACCUUUCACUUACACCGGGUUAGAUUAUUUCGGUCCAAUUAUAGUGAAGGUUGGACGUAGACACGAGAAAAGAUGGGUAGCACUAUUUACAUGUCUGACAGUUCGCUCUAUCCAUCUAGAGUUAGUUCACGAUUUGACAACCAGCUCCGUGUUGAUGAGCCUCAGACGGCUGAUAGCGAGACGAGGCUGUCCAAGUAUUAUUUUAAGCGACAACGCGACUACUUUUCGUGGGGCUGACCGUGAACUGAAGCGAGCUGUACAAGCUAUCGACAAAGACGAACUCAUCACCUUCGGUAGCAUCCGACACUUGGAGUGGCGAUUCAUAGCCCCUGACGCACCUCAUAUGGGUGGAUGCUGGGAGCGGCUCGUGAGAUCCGUCAAAACAAGCUUGCGAGUAACGCUCAAGACCAGAACACCUAACGAUCAGACANCAAUCAAAAAAAAAAAAAAAAACCACAGUUCACCAGUCUUCUGA